Messenger RNA from Hydra vulgaris (swiftwater hydra), 2030 nucleotides. Its product is annotated as sulfhydryl oxidase 1. Gene Ontology annotation, biological process: protein folding. Gene Ontology annotation, molecular function: protein disulfide isomerase activity; flavin-dependent sulfhydryl oxidase activity. The record is from RefSeq and is a predicted model, not a curated record. Gene Ontology annotation, cellular component: Golgi membrane. NCBI's taxonomy places the organism in Eukaryota, Metazoa, Cnidaria, Hydrozoa, Anthoathecata, Hydridae.
UAAAGCUCGCAGAUAAUUAUUUGUUUUGAUUUUUAAAAAUAAAGAUGGCGCAUAUAGCGGAAGAGAUUUUAUCUUGUCGAUUACUUUUUUAUUUUGUAUUCACAUAUUUCUGUUAUAUUGGUCUGCCCCCGGUAUUAACAACUGAUACAGGUUUAUAUAAAGACACAGAUCCAAUGGUGCAAUUCACAAACGAUACAAUCAAAAAAUAUUUAACAGGAAAUGAUAAAGUUUGGAUUGUUGAGUUCUACUCAAGCUGGUGCGGGCAUUGUCAAGCUUUUGCACCUACUUGGAUUCGUCUAGCAUUGCAGUUAAAAAAUUGGAACAGCUUUGUUAAUGUUGGUGUAAUUGAUUGUGCCGCUGAAAGAAAUUAUAAAACAUGUAAAGACUUUGAAAUUGAUUCAUAUCCCACAAUUAGGUUUUUCCCUGUAAAUUGGCAAGAGAAACCUGAUAAAAAUGCGCAUGGUCACACUUACAAAGAUACAAAAGAUGUUGAAAGUAUGAGAAAUGGUUUAAUGGACUAUAUGGAGAAACAAAAAGGAGGAGUUUUCAGGAGAAAUGAAUUACCAUUUCGUUUUUUUAAUGGUGGUGAUGUACAAAAUUACUUAUAUAAAAAAGACUUUAUACCAUAUCGAUAUUUAGCAUUACUAUUUGAUUCCACUGAUUCAUACCUUGGAAAAACUUUGGCUUUAGAUACAAUGAAAAGUAAAAAAGUUGUUUUAAAAAGAGCAUCUAAUGAUGAACUUAAAAGUAAAUAUAACGUUGUUACAAUUCCAUCAUUAAUAUUAAUUACUAUUUCUACUGGAAAGUUUAAAGAACUGAGUCCAAUGAAUCGAACUCACAGUGCAUAUUUAAAUGUCUUAAAUCAAUUGGCUGGUGGUGAUGUAAUAAAUGCAUUAGAAGAUUUACAUCCACCUUUAGUUAUUGAUGAAAAAGCUUUGCAAGUUGUAGCUAACAUAUCCUCUGAAGUCCAUAUGCAAGAUAUUACAAGUGCAAUAUCUUUUUCUCUGCUUCGUGAAGUGGGAAAAAUAAAUAUAAUUAAUGGUGAUGCUAUGGUUGCAUUGAAAGAUUGGGUCAAUCUUUUGGCUAAGUGCCUUCCUUCCGGAUCAUUUUUGCAGAACUUUCUUAGGAAACUUGAUAAGUGGCUGCAUGACCUUGGCAAUGAGAUUAGCUCUGAAAAGUUUGUGAAGUAUAUUGAGGAAAAUCAGGAAAGCAACUCUUAUCUUCCUUCAGAAAUUAAAUGGCAUGGUUGUAAGGGAAGCGCGGAAAAGUAUCGUGGAUUUCCAUGCGGGUUGUGGACGCUUUUUCACUCAUUAACUGUAAGCUGUAGUGACGACAGUGGUAUGACUGGUUAUGAAAUUCUUAGAAGAAUAAGAUCUUUCAUUGAUCAUUAUUUUGGUUGCCGUUAUUGUCGCGAUCAUUUUAUUGAAAUGUCUAAAGAUUUGCAGAAGGAAGUCAAAACUCAAGAAGAAGCCAUUGUUUGGCUUUGGUCUCGUCACAAUCGCGUAAAUGCUCGGUUAGAAAGAGACAUAUCUUCUGAUCCCUUUCAUAGAAAAGUUCAGUUUCCGCCCAAAAGCUUAUGUGCAAGCUGUCAUAAUCCUAUAAGUACAAAAGAUACUCUUAUUUUUUCACCUACUGUUGUCGAGAACAAUGCGAAGUGGAGCCGUAAAUUUGUUUUGGAAUUUCUUAAAGAUCACUAUAAUCUUAACAAGAUUCAAAUUAAAGAUAAUAAAAAAAUUAUAGACGGCGAAACGCAGGAUAGUGAUGCCGUUCGAAACCGAUUUACUUACAAGUUUUACUCGCGUACAGCUUCUCCGCCAUUUUCUUUGCUUGGUAUGUCACGCGUUGAUCUAAGUAUGUGUGUUGUACUAUAUGGUUCAAUUAUAGGCGCAGUGUUUGGUCUUUAUGUUUAUUUUAUAAGAAGGAAAAAACAGAAAACAUAUAAGUCUUACGUGUAAGAUAUUUCUAAAAAGGCUAAUGUAAAUAUAAAUUUUUUUUAAUAGGAAUAUAUCACAAUUAUCAAUAUAAAAGUA